CUGUAUUUAAAGAGUCAGCAUGUGAGGGUCUUCAGGCAGUGGUGAAUUAGUUAGUGACACACUAAAACCAGAGUUUCACUACAGAUCAGCAUGAAGUUUACGUUGUUGUUCAUUCUGACAGUUUGGGUGAAGUCCCUCCGCUCCGGCUGCUCUCCGUCAUGUAUUCAUCCGCCAGGAAAGUGGUGCUCUUCUUUAGACUCGGCUGUUCAAUGUGGGGUUGUAAAGCAGUGCCUGGAGUCAGAUUUUCUGCGGUCCCGUCAGACAGCAGAUCCAGUCCAUGUUGAACUUUACUAUGAGAGCCUGUGUCCUGGCUGCAGACUUUUCCUCACCCACAUGCUCUUACCCACAUGGGUCCUCCUGGGAGACAUCAUGUCUGUAACUCUGGUGCCAUAUGGCAAUGCACAGACUUGUUUACUCAACAUGACUGACAUGGCUUUCCACAUCAUCUACUGUAUGGAGUCCUCCUCUGAUGUCCUCGGUGCAGCUGAAAGUUGUGUGAAGGUCUAUGCCCCCGAGUUGACCACUGACAAACUGAUGAGUUGUGUGAAGGGGGACACUGGAAACCAGCUCAUGCACCAGAAUGCCCUGAAGACCAAAGCCUUGACCCCUCCACACCAGUAUGUGCCUUGGGUGACCAUUAAUGGG
This is a messenger RNA of Austrofundulus limnaeus, 645 nucleotides long. Its product is annotated as gamma-interferon-inducible lysosomal thiol reductase. NCBI's taxonomy places the organism in Eukaryota, Metazoa, Chordata, Actinopteri, Cyprinodontiformes, Rivulidae. The record is from RefSeq and is a predicted model, not a curated record. Gene Ontology annotation, cellular component: lysosome. Gene Ontology annotation, molecular function: oxidoreductase activity, acting on a sulfur group of donors, disulfide as acceptor.